GACAUCGUACCGAGAUGGCUCCCCUGUCCGUGCCAGCCUCAAACCCUGGUGGGGCGCCUCUGCUCGCCAUCCAGAGAUCCCGCGAGCCACAGGAGGCCAGGCGCGAGUGCACGUGGGAACUCGCCUCUUCCUGGGCCAGCUCUCCCGUGUUGCCUAGGAAACGCCCAGGCCUCCAACACCGCGCAGCACUGAGAGCAGCUUGGACCCGGCCUCUGCGCGGGGACACCCGGGACUCUGCGCUGCAGGAGGUGCCCGGAGGGCGGGGCUUUGCUGGUAGGCGUGGCCUAGAGCUCCAUCUCUCUCCUGUGAGGCUGGCCGAGCUGCACGCUGACCUGAAGAUGCAAGAGCGGGAUGAGCUUAACUGGAAGAAGCUGAAGGUGGAAGGGCUGGACGAGGAUGGGGAGAGGGAAGCCCUGCUCGUCCGAAAUCUCAACGUCCUCCUGGCCAGGUACGGGCUGGACGGCAGGAAGGACGCGCAGGUGGUGCACAGCAACGCACUGGCCGACGACAUGCAGGACGACGGGCUGGGUGACCCCCGGCUGGAAAAGCUGUGGCACAAGGCGAAGAGCUCGGGGAAGUUCUCCAGCGAAGAGUUGGACAAGCUGUGGCGGGAGUUCCUGCACCACAAAGGCAAGGUCCACGAGUACAACGUGCUGCUGGACACGCUGAGCAGGACUGAAGAGGCCUACAGCAACGCCGUCGCCCCCGUGGACCUGAGCCCCGGCAAGGGCGAGGCCCUGUACGGGAAGCACAGGGAGCUCAAGGAGAAGCUGCAGAGCAUCAACCAGGGCUUUGACCGCCUGCGCAAAGUCAGCCACCAGGGCUACGGCCCUGCCGCAGAGUUCGAGGAGCCUCGGGUGAUCGACCUGUGGGACCUGGCCCAGACCGCCAACCUCACCGAGAAGGAGCUGGAGUCCUUCCGGGAGGAGCUCAAGCACUUCGAAGCCAAGAUUGAGAAGCACAACCACUACCAGAAGCAGCUGGAGAUCUCGCACGAGAAGCUGAAGCAUGUGGAGCGCAUCGGCGACCCGGAGCACGUCGGCCGCAGCAGGGAGAAGUACACCCUGCUGGAGGAGAGGACCAAGGAGCUGGCCUACAAGGUGAAGAAGCAUUUACAGGACCUGUCCAGCAGGGUCUCCAGGAUGCGGCACAAUGAGCUCUGAGGCCGGCACCCAUGGUGGAGACCGAGCAGAGAGCCCAGGGCUGUCCUGCUGUUGUGACAGACCCGUGGUUAGUGCCAGGCUGGGCACAGUGCCGCAGCCAAGAGGACCCCUCCACCUGCCAUCGGACGCGUCCCAGACCCAUGCCCUGGUCCCACCUGGGGCUGACUGACAGGAAUUCCUGUCACUACCCCAUGAGGACCUUGAGGUCCAGCUGCCAGUCCCCCGGACAGUGGGCAUCGCAGGCCUGCAGAGUUGUCCCAGACAUGUUACAGAGCCCUUAAACACACUACAGUCUGCC
Molecule: messenger RNA, 1461 nt
Organism: Heterocephalus glaber (naked mole-rat)
Lineage: Eukaryota; Metazoa; Chordata; Mammalia; Rodentia; Bathyergidae
Source: RefSeq, a predicted model, not a curated record